Messenger RNA from Menidia menidia (Atlantic silverside), 806 nucleotides. The record is from the annotation of a GenBank genome assembly. NCBI's taxonomy places the organism in Eukaryota, Metazoa, Chordata, Actinopteri, Atheriniformes, Atherinopsidae.
ACGACGACGGGAGGAAGCGUAGAAGAAGAAGAAACAGGAAGAAGAAGCAGGAAGAAGAGAAAAACACCGGUUCUAUGAAUGUUCCCCUAGCAGAUGGAGGGGAGCGCUAGAAAACUCAGAGACAACGCGGCUGACUGGCACAACCUGAUGGUCCGGUGGGACAAACUGAACGAGGACGGCUUCGGCAUCGCGACAAAGAUUGUCAACAUGAGGCGUGUUCAAAGUGAUCAGCUGCUGGAGGUAACGUCUUCACCUUCCCAGUCUCCAUCUUUACCGUCGGCCGCAUGGCAGCAAACUUCAGAGCUGCAGGAGGAAUGCUGCAAGCUGCAACAAGUCAUCGACAAAAUGGCCGCCAUCGUGUCCAAGAUGGAGCGUCUGUUUUCGUCACAGCGGGGCAUUCAGCAGCUGGAGGAGUUCCAGUUCGGUCCCGGGGGGAGAAAGUCCCCCCUCUGUCACAGCUGGACCACUGCAGAAUUCGUGGAGUCUGCCCGUGUCCUGUUGGCCGCCUUCGGUCAGGAGCUGAAGCUGAAGCAGACGAUCGGGCAGGAAGUGGCCCACACCACCAGCCCUGACCUGUCCCUGGUCUACCUGUCCUCCUGGCUCCACCAGCCCUACGUCCCCCCCAAGACCAGACUGACCCUGGAAGCCCUGCUGAUGGAGACCGGGCACCGCCCGUUAUGAUGUCCAGGUAUCACCAAGAAAAGUGACCGAACAUGUCUGGUUUCAUUACCAGCACCUGAAAUCGAUGGGUUCUUUUUUUUUUACACUAGUUGACUUGAAAUAAAUCCUUUUACGUAAAACGUUCA